AUGAGGCGUGUCCUCCUGCCCUGGGCAGCCUCAGCCGUCCUCCUGCUGGGACAUCUGACGGCUUCAGAAGGAACAACGGAGUUGGGAGAGGCAUUGCAGCUUCAAAUCAUCAACUUUAAUUUUGAGACCGUGAAGGUUACUUGGAAUGCAAGUGCAUACUCUGGGACUAAUUGGUCAUUCUUCUACAAAUUGAGAAGAAAUGAGGCAUACACACCAUGUUCCAACUAUAUCCUUCAGCAAGGUUACACGGCCGGGUGCCUGCUGGAGGUAGAAGACGACAGAGUUCUCCAUUUCUCCAUCAGGAAUGGAACACAGCCUCUUCUCACCAAGAGCCUAUGGAUCAGUUCUUACCUGAAACCCAGAUCCCUCAGGGAUCUGAGCUUCCAGUCGCAUCCGGGAGCGGUGACAGUGACUUGCUCUGACCUGCGGUACAAAGAUCUCCUGUAUGAAAUCCAACACAAGAGCACCUUUGACACCGAGUGGCAGUCCAAGGAGGCAAAAACCUGCAAUGUCACGAUUGACGGUUUGGAUGCUGAGAAGUGUUACUUAUUUCGGGCCAGAGUGAAAACGCUGGAGUCCAGUUACGGCUCUGACACAUACCCAAGUGACUGGUCAGAGGUGACACACCAGCAGAGGGGUAAGCUCACAGAGUCCUGCCAGGAAAACAGCCUUUUCCCCAAUUUUAUUUUAAUUGGUGGUAUGGUUACCUUCCUGAUAAUCUCCCUUCUCCUUCUGUCUUUAUGGAAACUGCGGAGGAUUAAGAAGGUUCUCAUGCCCAGUGUGCCAGACCCCAAAUUCACCUUCUCUGGGCUCUUUGAGUCUCACCAAGGUAACUUCCAGGAGUGGAUCACGGACACGCAGAACGUGGCUCACUUGAAUAAGAUGGAAGACGGGGAGCAGGAGUGCAUCCUGGAAGAGGCCGUGAUGGUACAGCCGACCAAGGCUGAGACACCCAAGACAGCAGCGAGGAGCCCCGUGUACCCGCAGACGGGAGAGGAAGAGGCCGCCGGGGACCCUGGCCAAGUGUUUUGCCAGCCCCCGCAGUGUGGGGAGGUGGUGUCUCUCGGGGAUUUUAUGUUUGUGAUGAGUGACAACUCAUACAUGAUGUUCUGAGGUGGUGCAAACUCAAAAGCCAACAUCAGAAUGUACAUUGACAUUGUAGGACCCAGGAG
Molecule: messenger RNA, 1172 nt
Organism: Hippopotamus amphibius kiboko
Lineage: Eukaryota; Metazoa; Chordata; Mammalia; Artiodactyla; Hippopotamidae
Gene: CRLF2
Product: cytokine receptor like factor 2
Exons: 8
Coding region: 1-1113 (370 amino acids)
Biological process (GO): cytokine-mediated signaling pathway
Cellular component (GO): external side of plasma membrane
Molecular function (GO): protein binding; cytokine receptor activity
Source: RefSeq, a predicted model, not a curated record